Molecule: messenger RNA, 3171 nt
Organism: Botrytis byssoidea
Lineage: Eukaryota; Fungi; Ascomycota; Leotiomycetes; Helotiales; Sclerotiniaceae
Exons: 3
Coding region: 460-2874 (804 amino acids)
Biological process (GO): glucan catabolic process
Molecular function (GO): beta-glucosidase activity
Source: RefSeq, a predicted model, not a curated record
UUUUUUACAUGGAAAAUCCCCAAUUCCCCACGACUUAAAUUUCGCGACCAUCACGAGUUCCCCAAAUUCCCCACACAAAUAUUUUCGUUUCCCCGAUGGUACUCCAGAUGUUGGCGAAAGUGGGAUGAAAUUGUCAAAUUGAGUCCGGUGGGAUUGCUUUGCGGUACUAUUUCGGCCAUUUUUCGCCACGGGGAACUCGUUUUCUCCACAAGUGGAGAUAUCAAAGUCCUCCAUAGACCGAUCAUCUUGAACCGUUUUCGUGGGAAGGUACUAUUGGGGAGUGAUAGAUGACGUUUAUGCCGGGUCAUUGUUUUCCCCAGCUAAUUCCUUCAGUAUGCUUCGUAUUGAGUCCGAUUAUGGGUGAGAAUGAGUUCCCGAAGAUCUACCAUCAUGAAGUUUAUAUAAGUCGGAGAGAUCGUCCAGAGAAGUGAAGAAAGCAGUUCCAGUAGACAAGUUACAAUGGCUCCUUUACUCGAUAUCAUCUCGGUCCUCGCUGGCUGCAUUGCUACUGUCAAUGGCCAGGCUUGGGAUUCUUCUUUGUUCGAAACUUCCCCACCGGUCUAUCCUUCUCCUGAAUUGCAAGGCACAGGAUGGGAGGCUGCUCUCGUAAAGGCCAAUGCUUUCAUCGGUAAUCUCACAGCAGAGGAGAAGGCAUCACUUCUGACUGGUGCCAAUGGACCUUGUGUUGGCAACAUUGCACCAAUCCCACGAGUUGGAUUCAAGGGACUCUGUCUCCAAGAUGGACCAGCUUCCUUGAGACAAGCUGAUUAUGUUACCGUCUUCCCUGCUGGUCUUACUACAGCUGCAUCUUGGGAUAGAAGUCUCAUGAAAACUAGAGGAGAAUACCUUGGUGCUGAAUUUCGCGGUAAAGGUGCUCAUAUCUUCUUGGGACCUGUAGCUGGUCCUCUUGGUAGAAGUGCCAUGGCAGGAAGAAACUGGGAAGGAUUCUCCCCAGAUCCAUACCUCACUGGUGUUGCAAUGGAAGAGACAAUUGUCGGUGUUCAAUCACAAGGUGUUCAAGCAAGCGCCAAACAUUUCCUUGCAUAUGAGCAAGAGACCCAGCGAAACACUGCAGGUAUUUUCGAUGCAAACUGGUUCCCAAAUGACACCCAGCAACUCUCUGUCUCUGCAAAUGUUGAAGAUAGAACUAUCCACGAGUUGUACAUGUGGCCAUUUUACAAUGCCAUUCGCGCUGGAGUUGCCAACGUCAUGUGCUCUUACAACAGAGUUAACUCAUCCUACGCCUGUCAAAACUCCAAACUCUUAAACGGCUUGCUCAAGACUGAGCUUGGUUUCCAAGGAUUCGUUGUAUCUGAUUGGAUGGGAACACAUGCUGGUGUUGCCUCUGCCAAUGCUGGUUUGGAUAUGACCAUGCCUGGAGCUGAAUGGUGGGACCCAAUGGCCCCUGGAAUCCCAACCUACUUUGGUUCCAACCUUACUACUGCUGUAAGCAAUGGGUCCGUCACCCUUGAACGCCUCAACGACAUGGCUCUUCGAGUCAUGACUCCAUAUUUCUUCCUCGGACAAGAUCAAGAUUUUCCUCUCAUCGACCCUUCAUCUGGUGCUUACCCACAGUUGAACCAAUUCAACGAGCCAUCUAUCUAUGCAUCAAACUGGACCUCUUCAAUGGGUGCCGCUGAUGUUGAUGUCCGUGGAAAUCACAGCUGGUUGGUUCGCGAACUCGGUGCUGCUGGAACCGUUCUUCUCAAGAAUACCAACAAUGCUCUCCCUCUUAAAGCUCCUAAGCGUAUUGGAGUUUUCGGAAAUGCUGCAGGUGAUUUGGCAAACGGUCCUUAUCCUCAUGACAAAGACUAUGAAUAUGGAUGUUUGCCCAUUGGUGGUGGUUCUGGAUCUGCACGUUUCUCUCAACUUGUUACUCCUCUUGAGGCUAUCAAAGCUCGUGCUCUUAAGGACGGCUUAAUGGUUCAAACUAUCUUGAACAACACCCAAUUGGCCACCGACGGAGGUUUUUCGGACGUGAUCUACCCAGUCCCAGACGUAUGCUUAGUAUUCAUCAAGACUUACGCCUCCGAAAGUAAUGACAGAACUUCCUUGUCAUUUGACUGGGAUGGAGAUGCCGUCGUUGAGCAAGUUGCCGCAAACUGCAGUAAUACCAUCGUUAUUUCUCAAGCUACAGGUUUGAACCUCAUGCCAUGGGCUGACCACCCUAACGUUACCGCUAUUCUCGCUACCCAUCUUUCUGGUGACCAAAUCGGAAAUAGUUUAGUCGAUGUUCUAUAUGGUGCUUACAAUCCCUCUGGACAUCUUCCUUACACUAUUGCCUACAAUGCUUCUGAUUAUGACUUCGCCCCCAUCACCACCAGUGUGAACUCAACCGCACCAGGUGCCUGGCAAUCAGAUUUCACCGAACGUCUUUUGAUCGAUUACCGAUACUUUGACUACCAUAACAUUUCCGUCCUCUAUGAAUUUGGAUUCGGUCUUAGCUACACCACUUUCGAUCUCUCCUCCCUGAGCAUCACUCCUAUCUCCAACGAAACCCUCUCUUCCAUUCCCGCCCCCAUGGCCGCCAAUGCCUCCAUUCCCGGCGGAAAUCCCGAUCUCUGGACUCCCGUCUACACCAUCACCGCCAGCGUCUCCAACAUAGGAAACUACUCUGGCGCCGCGGUCCCCCAACUCUACAUCACCAUUCCCGAAAUCGAGGGCAGCGAAACCCCCGUCAAGCAAUUGCGCGGAUUCGAAAAGAUCGGCUUGAACGCUGGGGAAAAUAAAACCGUCACUUUCGAGUUGAUGCGCAGAGAUAUCAGUUUCUGGGAUGUGGAAUUACAGGAGUGGAGAAUCCCCGAGGGAGAAUUCGGUGUCAAGGUCGGAUUCUCGAGUAGAGAUUUGAGAGUCGAGGGAAGCUUUAGUUUCUAAAUCAGGAAGGAGUUUGAUUAGUUAACCUGGUGGGAUAAAGGUAGAAGUUUGGGAGGAAUGAUGAGCGAAGGGGUGCUUUUUUGAUGAGUUAUGUUUAAUGAUUUUGGAAUCGGACGUCUUUACGAACUCGGUUGGUUAUGAUGUAAUUUUCAUGUAUAUAGAAGAUUAGGAAGCGAAAGAAGUUAAUGCUAUUCAUGUUUAUAUAAGAUCUUACAUAUAUAUCGUCAGUCAGUAUGAUGUGAGAAUGUGAGCAAAUUGGGAUCAAAUUGUUAGAACUAGAAUCCUUAAAACCAAAGA